Cyprinodon variegatus (sheepshead minnow) is the source of this 483-nucleotide messenger RNA. It is a transcript of the gene snrpg, whose product is annotated as small nuclear ribonucleoprotein polypeptide G. The record is from RefSeq and is a predicted model, not a curated record. Gene Ontology annotation, molecular function: RNA binding. Lineage: Eukaryota; Metazoa; Chordata; Actinopteri; Cyprinodontiformes; Cyprinodontidae. The coding region runs from base 106 to 336 and encodes 76 amino acids. The transcript is spliced from 4 exons. Gene Ontology annotation, biological process: spliceosomal snRNP assembly; mRNA splicing, via spliceosome. Gene Ontology annotation, cellular component: U5 snRNP; U2-type prespliceosome; U1 snRNP.
UCAAAGUUCAAUCCCUCAACUUCCGGUUUCCGCUGAUAGCACGCUUUCCUUCCGCGGCGUCGUUAAACGAUCUCAGGACGCAAACGUUGUGAAGCUAAAGAGAAAAUGAGUAAAGCACAUCCCCCCGAGCUAAAGAAAUUUAUGGACAAGAAGCUUUCAUUGAAGCUGAAUGGAGGCAGACACGUGCAGGGCAUCCUACGAGGGUUCGAUCCCUUCAUGAACCUGGUGGUGGACGACUGUCUGGAGAUGGGUCCAGGAGGACAACAGAACACCAUCGGCAUGGUGGUCAUCAGAGGAAACAGCAUCAUCAUGUUGGAGGCCUUGGAGAGAGUAUGAGAAGAAAGGAGGACGGUGCAGAGAACCAGCAGCACACUUUUAUUUUCUAUUUUCCCUUUUAGUCCACCGACCAUUCCUCUUCUUCUUCGGGUGUUUAUCUUGCAUUUGUUUUGUGAUUAAAUGGUAAUAAAUCGACUUUUCUUUCUA